This is a messenger RNA of Huiozyma naganishii CBS 8797, 222 nucleotides long. It is a transcript of the gene COX8, whose product is annotated as cytochrome c oxidase subunit VIII. Bases 1 to 222 code for a protein of 73 amino acids. Gene Ontology annotation, biological process: mitochondrial electron transport, cytochrome c to oxygen. NCBI's taxonomy places the organism in Eukaryota, Fungi, Ascomycota, Saccharomycetes, Saccharomycetales, Saccharomycetaceae. The record is from RefSeq and is a predicted model, not a curated record. The transcript has a single exon.
AUGAUAGCGCAACAGAUUGUAAGGACUUCCGGCAGGAGGAUGUUUGCCUCCUCUGCGAGGAACGCAGCACAUUUUAAAGAGGGUGUCUACAGUAACCUCCCAUUCAAGAUCCACGACAGGAAGAUUCCGUACGGUGUGGUGCACUUUGGGUUCUUUGCCGUUGGGUUUGCAGUGCCCUUCAUUGCGUGCUUCGUGCAGUUGAAGAAGAGCGGGAACAUCUGA